UGCCUGCACCGUGUGUGCGAGAGAGAGUAUUCCUCUUAUUCCUCUUUUUUAAAUUCUUUUUUUGGUUAGAAACUCCAAUUCUAUUUUUUUAAAGACCGAACCCAAACAUCAUCAGAGCCACACGGUUUUGUUAAGCUACUGGAAAUAACUGGGAUUUACAGCAGGAUUCCCUCCCGGCCCGGCCCCUGCGGACUCCAGCAGGCUUACUGCCUUACAGGUUUGCAAAGUUUUUUUUUUUCUUGUAUACCUUUUUCUUUCCAGAGCCAUACGAUCACUGGAGCUUCAGUUUAAUCGAAGUCGAUGCGUUUCAUGUGACCUUUGGGCAGACCGUGGAGCUUUCUAUUUUAUUUUGUGGGGCCUUGAGUCAGGAUCUUCUUAACGUGUGCUUGGAAGUGGUCAUACCGGAACUGGGGCACGCACAGAAAUAGUGCGAGAGAAACCAGAUACGCCGUAACUUUCUGUCUGAUACCUGUUGAGCUUCGCGACUAAACUUUGGCAGUGUUUGGGGGCCUUUUUAUUUCCUGGGAACUUCCAGCCAUGAAGAGGAGCUCUGUGUUCUAUUAAUUAUAUUUGAGAACUCUACGCGUUGUCAGACUGUGAACAUGGAUUUCUAAGGGAAAAGUAAAGCCGAUCUCCAAACUUGAUGAAGCACUUCUGGCAUGAGGAAGAUGGAAGGGAUCAUCUUCGUUUGGAAGGGAACAGUAUUGGAGCAAGCUUUCUUAUCACCGUAAAUUCAAGGAAUACUGCCUGCCUAAUUUCUGAGAGGGAUACAAAUAAGUGCAGAUAACAUUCAAGUUGUGCAUAUGCUAUGGGAAAUGAUAUCAAGAAGGUGAGGUGUCUCUCGAGGGUAUUUGGGAUGGAUGUUUUGAAGCUGUGGGUCUUCAUAACUCUUGACCAGGAGACAGGAGGCCUCCACAUCCGCGGGGACCCCUCCCCGUGCCUCAUCUCGGUGGGACCGAGGAAUUCCUAAUGCUCCCUGUGCACCCAGACUGACUUCUUGCUUGCAACCUGUUUCACUGAUCCUUCUGGAUUUAUCUGCCGGAGGAGAGACUCACAAUUUAGGAUUUUUUUUUUCCUGUUUGUUUGUUUAAAAUAUGCCUCCGAGCUCCCGGCGGCCUCUGAGCACGUGGCACGGGGCAAGAGGAGCGGCGAUGGCGAGAGCCGGCGUCGCCGGGGAGCCGCGCUGGCGGUGACCGAGCCCCGCUCUGCGGCCCCUGGGUCUGUCCGCAGCCGGCUCGGAGCCCGGGAGCGGUGCCGCGGGCCGGGCCCGCCGCCGUGAGGACGCGUUCCCGAGCGGUAUGAGCGGCCGGAGCCCGCUGCUGGUAGCAUGAGUGCUGGCCCCCAGGUGCAGCUGGCUGUCCUCUGGCCUUGGCUGCUCAUGGCGACCCUGCAGGCAGGACUGGGCCACACCGGGCUGGCGCUGGCGGCGGCCGUGGAGUCGGAGCGGGCGGCGGCGCAGAAAGCCAUCAUCAGGGUCAUCCCGCUCAAAGUGGAUCCCAUCAUCCUGGAAGGGGAGUUCGCCAACGUCGCCGAGGUGACUCCGGCCGAAGGGAAACUGCUCCAGUCCCACCCACUAUCCCUGUGCAACACCAGCGAGGAUGAACACACAGAAUCGGGAUUCAUCACCAUCGUCAAGCUGGAACAGCCGGACCGGGAUCCCAACCCCUGCCUGUCCCUAGCCAACAAGGCAAAGCUGGCAGGGGAACGUGGAGCCCGUGCGAUCCUUUUUGACAUCACCGACGAUGAAAGUGCUGCUGAUCAGCUGAGGAAGCCCAGAGGCCUGAGCCAGCCCGUGGUCCUAAUCAGGGGCCAUGAUGCUGAGCUCCUCAUGGGCGUUGUGAACAAGAACAGAGAGGCCCACGUGAAGAUAGAGGUCAAGGAGCCACCAGCUUGGCCAGACUACGACGUGUGGAUUCUUCUCACAGUGGUCAGCACCGUGGUCGUCAUCAUUUUGAUUUUUGUUGUCCGCACAAAGUGCCAGCUGAACAGGACUCAGGACUCGGUGCAGCAGCAGACCCUGCAGGCCAUCGGGCAGCUGGCCACACGCCGCUACCAGCCCCGGGCGCAGCCGGCCCCGCGCUGGGACUCGGCCAGCAGCUGCAGCUCCACCCCGGUCUGUGCCAUCUGCCUCGAGGAGUUCAGCGAGGGGCAGGAACUGCGGAUCAUCUCGUGCUCCCACGAGUUCCAUCGGGAGUGUGUUGACCCUUGGCUGCAGCAACACCACACAUGUCCACUUUGCAUGUUCAAUAUUCUUGCCAGAGACUCAGGGGACCAGGCCAUGGCUGCCAGCUCCAGGCUGGUCCCUCAGGACAUGGAGCCAGGGCGGCGACUCCACCUUUUCCGCCAGCAUCCAGGACAUGCCCUUUACCACCUCCCGCAAGCAUAUCCUCAGAGGAACCUCAGGAGCUUUCCCCAAGAGUCAGCCCAUGGCAAUCCCUUCUUCCACUCUCCAGAGCUCUCCCAGCUGGAUUUUGGCACCAUCCACUACAUGCCCUACAGACCAGCCACCUCCCUGCUGGCCUGUGGCCACGUGGCCCCGCUGGCCCCAAGCUUGCUGGGGCAGCAGCAUCCCAACCCUUCUGCAUGCGGGCAGGCGCUUGCACCCCACAGGACAUGUCCCCUUCAGCCUCAGCCCCACUGUGUGGCACCCAAGGCAGUCAUGGCACAGAAGCAGCACCGUGUGCCCACCCUGCGCCGAGGGCUUGGCCACCAGCACAACAGCAGUGGCUCUGGGGAGAGCUAUCUCACAGAGCAUAGUGGGUACCUGGCCGACGGGCCAGGCAGUGACUCCAGCUCGGGGCCCUGCCAUGGCUCCUCCAGUGACUCCAUGUUGAACUGCACGGACGUCAGCCUGCAGGGCAUCCAUGGCAGCUGCUCCACAUUCCGCAGCUCCCUCAGCAGCGACUAUGAUCCCUUCGUGUACUGCAGCUCUGAGGGCCCCACCACGGACCACAGUCAGGAGCAGCUGCGGCUGCCCAGGGAGAGGCGGCCCCACUCCUUGGACCUGAUGGUGCCCCAGGGGGCUGCUUCGGCCAAGCCCCAGGUGCUCAGCCACGUCCACUACCACCACCACCAGCAUCACCACUACAGGCAGCACGCGGAGUGUCCGCCUGGACGAGCCGGACAGGGGCCCGAGCCACGCAAAUCCCGGUAUUCCGGGGCCAAGGUUGCCUUCCACAGUACUCGGACACAAAAGAGAACUGAGAAACGCCAUCACUCUCAGCAGCCUUUGGAAAGUAGUGCCAUGGUGCAGGAGGCAGCUCCAGCAGGCCAGCCAGCCUGUCCCCAGGAAGGCCAGGAGCCCACUCAUGCCCCCUCCACUUUUCCAAACAGGCUGGACUUCAGUGUAGAUGCCAACAGACAAUUGGGAGCUGUCCCGCUGUCCCCCAGACACAGCUUACAGAGCAGGCAUCACCGAAGGAAAAGAAAGUGUCCCCUGGAGCUCGACCCCGCUCUCCUGCCCAAGGACUCAGGCGAGCCCGGAGCCUGCAACACUCACCUUCCUCCCAGCCAUCCUGCUGGCUACCGCUGCUCUCCCGAAGCCCAGCCCCUGAUCCCAAGCGCUCCCCUGCCCAGCGGCUCCCGGCCGCUCUGGAAGUGUUUAGUGCCACAGUCCAGCUCCGAGCUGAGGAAGCAGGAGGAGGGGUUGUCAGGACGGGAGAGAAACUGCUCAGUUCCUGUGGAUUUGUCAGGGACGUGCACCCCCAGACACAGUCUGAGUGUCCACCUUCACUGCCCAUCUCAGCUGGGUGGUCAGGGAUCUGAAGAGGAGGUCCAGGAUGUCCAUGAACACUCAGUUUAAUAAAACACUGGCCUGUUUGCUUGCUGGGAGUUGGAGUGGACACAGAUGUUGAUGGAGUUGCUCACAUGUGGCUCUGCCCAGCCCUGCCCUGCUGAGACACAGACUGGCAAGAGCAAUGGGCCACUCAUGGUCUCCUGACACGUCUCCACGGUCACACAGACAGAGCCCUGCUCUCCGGGCUGUCUCCUCUGGAGGCACAGGCAGCCCCUCAUCAUCCCGUGGCACCGCUCCGAGCUGGGCAGGGCUCCCAGGGAGAGCUCACCGAGUGAGUGCAAGCUGCUAUUUUGGCGUGAUCAUGCCACAGAAGGUUUUGCUAAACACUGCAAAAAUAAACAAGCCUUCAAGACCAAAAGCUGCAGAAAUUACUUUCUGUGGCCUGGUAGCUCCUGACUUCAUUUCCUCACUUAGGUCAAAAGCCAGAUUUCUUCAAUUAACUUUUUCAUGCUUAUUUCAGACACAGGAACAAGCUACUCUCCAUCUCACCGCUCAUAGGGCUGCCCUGCAAGGUGCUGCUUCUGACUUCAGUGGAAACCAAGAGCUCUCAUCACUUUUGGUCACCUCAGUGUCCCUCAGCUGACGCCGUCUCAGCCACUGACUGUUUGCCAGUAGCAGGAGAGGGGAAGACACAGGGACGUCAGCAUUUCUGGGAAGGAGCUGGGUCAGACUCUUUCCAUUGCAAAGAAUCCACCCUCUCAUCUGGCAAUGUGAACAAAGUCUCUCACUUACCCCCUAACUCCUCCACCUACCCUCAAAAAACUGUCAUGGCCAGCCCUGUUAAGAGCAUAUUUCAAACAUAUGUUAGAUGUCCCCAUCACAGGAGUCAUACAAAAUUCUGGAGUUCAUGUGGUUCCUGCUUCUCUCCUUCCUCUCAUUGCCCCAAGACACAGCAAAAAUUCCCAGCAAAAGCCUCCAUAAUAAAUGAAGAGCAGAGCCCUAUCCAUCACCCAGCCUAAACUUCAUAUUCUGAGACUCCUGAAAUCCUUCAAAAGGAUUUUUCUGUCUUUUCCAACAUUUUGAUGAUGCAGGGAUAAAACUUGAGAAAUCAUCAGGCUCUAGUUUAUUACAUUCCCCCUCCCCUACAUUUAUGAAUAUUUUGGAUUUUUCUGAAUGUCACUAGUUCUUAUUUCCUACAUCUCAUAAUUUGCAGACAUUCAAGCAAAAUAAAACCUGCCAAAUUCAAAACAUAACCCAUGCAGCUUUCAAACAGCAGAGAAUCCCCGUCAGGUUCAUUGCCCUAAAUAAUCAGUCAGGCCAAAGAAUCAGCCAGAUUCCCAUGUGAAGUGCACGUUUUCUGUGGCACCAGGUGCUUCCAAGCACAAGGAAGCAUUGGUGAGGAUACAACACUGGAGCUAAAGAUAACUCUUAACAGUUUGAAACUUGAUGUAGGGACAGACUUUCCCUUCUGCUCAGUAAAGCUUCCCGUGUCUUUCUUUGAAGCAGCAGCUUCUCAAGAGAGCGCUCUGGUGAUGUAGUCCCAGUUUAGGAUAAUCCUCUGCCUUCCUUUGUUGGUGGGAAAGGUUUUUACAGGGUUUGCUGCCCUUAAUCCUCGAAAAAGGCAUCUUUGUCCCAGCUGCUAAUCAGUCCCUGACAGUCAAGUGAUCAGCCAAUAGCACUAUUUUAAACCCAACAUUAUUCUCUUGUAGUGCUCAUUCCUUGUCUCCUUGUGACCAGGCUGUGUGGGACCUUUUCAGUCUAGGGAAGAGCUGAAUUUCCUUCUUCAAAGCACCCAGCAGAAUUAGAUUCAGACCUUUCCAGGCUCUUGUUUGUCCUACAGUGGAAGCAGAAGACACAAGCUCAGAAAGUUUUCUCCUGUGCAGGGAAGUCAGUCUUAACUACAGGAAAAAUCUAGGAGUGGGUCUGGACUCACCCCAUUGGGCUUCCUGUGCUCCUGGUCUGUGGUUUGUCUGAACCAGGUCCCUAUGUCCUUGACCAUCCUGGAGGGCUCAGAGGCUUAACAGAGGGGGAGGGUCAUGAAGUCAGGGUGCUCCCACUGCUUUAUUUAGGAGUCAGGAAGGCAGAGAGCCUCCAGGGAUGCAUUUCACUGCUCGAAAGAACAAGUGCAGCUCUAAAGUCCUCUCUUUCCCUCCUUAUCCCUAACAGAAGAGGAGAUUCCUGAAAUUGUGAGAGCCACAAGCUUCUUUGGGAAAGCUGCACCCUCUCCACUCCCCACUGCAGUAUUACCAGGCUGCCAGGGCAGCACCUGCUUCCAGGUGUCUCCCUUCCCCAACCUUACGCUGCUGCUCCUGUUCACAUAGGAAAUCCUGGAGUGCAGGUCUGCAUCGGUGGGGGCUCAGGUGGAGGAGAGGGAGGAACUGUCUGGGAACUUGGGUUUGAAAGAUCCUCUUCAGUAGAUGGAUGACUAUCCUUGGCUGCCUGGAAGGGAAGAAGCAGUAUCUGAGAAAAUAGGGAAUGGUUCCUCUCAGUUCUUUACCUCUUGCUUCCGGGUGAUGCUUUUGAGUGCUCGGUGCCUGUGGGCUCCACCGUGGAAUUUCUCCAGCAUUCUUGCAGUGAUGCAGAGCUUAUUUUCCUUCUUUGCAUCCCAGGUCACAGCCAAAAACUGAUGGAAGCCAGAGCAUCCCAAGCUCCCUCUAUCCAAACUGAAGGCCCAGUCCUUCUGCUGGGACCCCCUUCCCAAAAGCUCACACCCCCUGAACUGGCCAUAUGGUCGGGUUGGCUGGAUAUCUCCCCUCCUGCACAAAUCCUUCAGAUCCUUCAGAAAUGUGAAUAUCGGUUCGUCUUGUUGUUGCUAUUUGUUUCGUUUGUUUUUUUUUGCUGAAUCUAUGCUGGCUGUCGGGGUUUGGGAAUAAAUUAUGACCCAGGAAAAAAAAACGACCACACACGGGGGAAAAAAAAAAACCAAAAAAAAACCCAUUUUAUAUAUAUAUGCAAAACUGUGUAUUUAUGUCCGAUAAACACAAAGAUGUGUGAAUAUGCUGAUGUGCUCAGAAAUAUAUUUAUUUACUAAUAUAUUUAUCCAUGUACUGGU
Haemorhous mexicanus (house finch) is the source of this 6788-nucleotide messenger RNA. It is a transcript of the gene RNF43, whose product is annotated as ring finger protein 43. Gene Ontology annotation, biological process: ubiquitin-dependent protein catabolic process; Wnt receptor catabolic process. The transcript has 9 exons. The record is from RefSeq and is a predicted model, not a curated record. The coding region runs from base 1328 to 3802 and encodes 824 amino acids. NCBI's taxonomy places the organism in Eukaryota, Metazoa, Chordata, Aves, Passeriformes, Fringillidae. Gene Ontology annotation, molecular function: frizzled binding; ubiquitin protein ligase activity.